This is a messenger RNA of Pygoscelis adeliae (Adelie penguin), 831 nucleotides long. It is a transcript of the gene GJB5, whose product is annotated as gap junction protein, beta 5, 31.1kDa. Gene Ontology annotation, biological process: cell communication. The coding region runs from base 1 to 831 and encodes 276 amino acids. Gene Ontology annotation, cellular component: connexin complex. NCBI's taxonomy places the organism in Eukaryota, Metazoa, Chordata, Aves, Sphenisciformes, Spheniscidae. The transcript has a single exon. The record is from RefSeq and is a predicted model, not a curated record.
AUGAACUGGGGGGUGUUCGAAGGGCUGCUCAGCGGGGUCAACAAGUACUCCACAGCCUUCGGCCGCAUCUGGCUCUCCCUCGUCUUCAUCUUCCGCCUGCUGGUCUACGUGGUGGCAGCCGAGCGGGUCUGGAGUGAUGACCACAAGGACUUUGACUGCAACACGCGGCAGCCAGGCUGCAGGAAUGUCUGCUUUGACCACUUCUUCCCCGUCUCCCACAUCCGCCUCUGGGCCCUGCAGCUCAUCCUGGUGACCUGUCCAUCCCUCCUGGUCAUCAUGCACGUGGCCUACCGGGAGGCCAAGGAGCAGAGGCACCGUGCCGCUGGUGGGGAUGACUGCCGCUGCAUCUACCCCAACCCCGGCAAGAAGCGGGGCGGGCUGUGGUGGACCUACCUGCUGAGCCUCAUCUUCAAGGCUGGCGUGGACGUGGUCUUCCUCUACAUCUUCUACCGCUUCUACAGGAACUACACCCUGCCCCGGGUGGUGAAGUGCGAGCUGCCCCCCUGCCCCAAUGUGGUGGACUGCUUCAUCUCCCGGCCCACCGAGAAGAACAUCUUCACCCUCUUCAUGGUGGUCACCGCUUGCGUCUGUGUCAUGCUGAGCCUCAUUGAGGCCGCCUACCUGAUCGGCAAGCGGUGCCGCGAGUGCCUCCUGGCCAGCAGUGGGGAGAGCCAUUGGCACAGCCAGGACUGCACAUUCUCCUGCGCAGAGCCCGCGGGCACAGGGGGCCAGGUUUUCCACGGGGUGGACUACAAACCCCCCACAGCCUCCAUCCCCCCCACAGCCUCCAGUCCCAGCACACUGCCCGAGGAGGAGGAGGCUCUUCCCUAG